AUCGCUUCUUGUUUUAGUCCCCGGUAUCUUCCAUGGCCCCAUGGUGCUGGAGCUCAGCUCGGACAGCGAGUGCGAGAUCCUGGAGAGGCCCCGCCGGAGGGCCAAACCAGGCGCCCCGAGCCUCGAAGCGGUGCGAAGCCACGUCUACGUCCCAGAGGCCGCUGUGCCUCUUCCGCCGGUGACGGUGGUGGUGCCGAAAGCCAAAGCGCCGGCAAAGUUGGCGGGCGAAGGGCGGAAGCCGAGCCUGAAGGAACUCUUCCGGCAGCGCCGGGAGGAGCUCCAAAAGACCAACGACCUUCCAGUGGCAACGGCGGCGCCGGCGGCGGCGCUGGUGGCGCAGGGUCCUGGCGGCGCCGCAUCUGCAGCGCCGGAUGCGCGGCCCGCGCAGGUCCUGGAGGAGGCGGGCCUGGCCGCGGAGGUGGCGGGGCGCAUCCUGGCCGCCGCGCAGCGCUGGGCGCAGCUGGAGAAAGGCGGCGGCGGCGCGGCCAAGCGGCUGCGGAGCGUGGUGUUCAAUUUGCGCCAGAACGCGGAGCUGGUGACCCAGGUCAAUAGCGGCGCGCUCAGCGUGAGCUCACUACUGCGCAUGGGCUCGGAGGAGCUGGCGGCGCCGGAGGUGCGGAAGCGGCGGCGGCAGCUGCAGCAGCAGGCGCUGCAAGAGGUGGUGCUCCGCGAUGAGAACACCUUCGCGGUGCGCUGCAGAAGCUGCGGGGAGGAAGCUCGAGGUGUGAUGGCCCGAAGCGCUGCAGCGGCUGAGGAGGAGGGCUGGGGCCAGAUGUCCGUGCGCGGCAGUUGCCCAAAGUGUGGGCAUGUUUGGAUGGAUCAUGGAUGAGGUGCUGUUGCCCCCGAGCUCCUUCU
Effrenium voratum is the source of this 855-nucleotide messenger RNA. The record is from the annotation of a GenBank genome assembly. Lineage: Eukaryota; Dinophyceae; Suessiales; Symbiodiniaceae.